AUGACACUGUUGAUGCUUGUAUUUUGCCUUUUGACAACUAAAGCACAUUGCAAUCCACCACAAAAUGGUGUUGUGUAUACUCCAACAAAAGAAGCAUAUGGCGAAGGAGAGAUAGUACAGGUCACAUGCAGCAAUUCAACGUCAGAAAAAAUAAAUGUUACAUGUAAACCCUCUGGUCAUGGAAGUGAUUGGUUUCCAAAACUUCCGACGUGUGGUUUCCAAGUCGAGAUGUUGGUCGCCAUUAUAGUACCAUCCAUCCUUGUUAUUGGAGGUGUAAUCAUCGCUGUAUAUGCUUGGAGAAAGAAACGGAAAAGCACAACAGAGAGAUCGAAGAAAAAUACAGAAACACAUGAAAUGAAAGACAUGGCCGUUGUUAAUGAAACAUCAAGAAAACCAUUACUUUCCGAUCUGCAACAAACACCUGCAACAACAGAUGAAGAAGAUAACAACAAACGCAAAGGUGUAAAAAGCAAACCUCCCAAGGAUGAUGGAAAACAAAUACCGACGGAGCAAGGUGCCUACAAGCAUCUCAAUGACCACGAACGUAAAGGUGCAACAAGCAAACUUCCAAAGGUUGCUAGACAACAAAAACGGCCAGGGCAAAAUGAGAUGAAAGAUAGUGCCGACCAAAUCGAUGAUUCUCUAGACGAUAUAUUAUUGCUGAGCAUCGGUAAGAGGAUUACUAACAGCCUUGUAGAUAUGGCAGUCCAGCUUAAGCUAGGCAAUGAAGUUGUCGAUAACAUUAUGGCAAGCAACCAACGUGUUUCUAGCUAUUGGGGGUACCAGUUAUUAACGACGUGGCAUCAAAGUACUGAAGUUCCCAAUAAAAGGCGUGUACUUGCAACUGCACUAAGGGGUAUAGGACGAACCGACCUUGCACAAGAGGUGGAAAAAUAUAAAUCUCUUAAAAUUGAGUUGAAUAGGAGCGGAUCUCUGUGAACCAAUCUUGUGAUAAACGAAAAUAUGUUAAUUAUGUGCCCAAAAAGUGACAGGACCUCUUUUCACUCUUCAAGUCAACUAUGCCACUGCUUCCAAACAACAGAAGCCCGGGUUUUCGAAGCCUUUAAGAAAAUGAUCUUUGCAAUAUACGUUUAAUGAAAUAGAAUAGCAGUUUGAGCGACGCCAUAAUACUAAUGGCUGAUAAAGUUUUAUUCUUUUUGGGAUUAGGAACGUUUUUAAAAUGGAGGUACUUUUGAUGAACUUUUCUUUAUUAUGAUCAUUUCGAUUC
Molecule: messenger RNA, 1228 nt
Organism: Owenia fusiformis
Lineage: Eukaryota; Metazoa; Annelida; Polychaeta; Sabellida; Oweniidae
Source: the annotation of a GenBank genome assembly